Molecule: messenger RNA, 1429 nt
Organism: Trifolium pratense (red clover)
Lineage: Eukaryota; Viridiplantae; Streptophyta; Magnoliopsida; Fabales; Fabaceae
Product: transcription factor TCP20
Exons: 2
Coding region: 211-1032 (273 amino acids)
Cellular component (GO): nucleus
Molecular function (GO): sequence-specific DNA binding; DNA-binding transcription factor activity
Source: RefSeq, a predicted model, not a curated record
AUAUUUUUUAAUAUUAUAAUUAUAAUUAAUUAAUUAUCAAAAGCUAUGUCCUCAAUCCUUGCCAGAAACACAGUGAAAACUCAUGAAAGUUUAAGACUUUUCAGCUCAAACCUUCAAUCAAACAAGACCCAUCAAUUUAUUUUCUUCCAUAUUUUUGUAUAUUUAUAUAAUUAAUCUUUUCUUUCCCUUUUGUGUUCUAUUCAUUGAUUCAUGGAUCCCAAAACCUCAAAACAAACACAACUUUCAAACAUGGGAGAAAACAAACAACAAUCUGAUUCAAAAAAUCUUCAAAUUGUGUUAUCUGAAACAAACAACAACAGCAAAGAUUCAGAAACAAAGAAACAACUAGCACCAAAAAGAACAUCAAACAAAGACAGACACACAAAAGUUGAAGGACGAGGUAGAAGAAUAAGGAUGCCAGCUUUAUGUGCUGCUAGAAUCUUUCAACUCACAAGAGAAUUAGGUCAUAAAUCAGAUGGUGAAACAAUUCAAUGGCUUCUUCAACAAUCUGAACCAUCAAUUAUAGCUGCAACUGGAACAGGAACAAUUCCUGCUUCAGCUUUAUCUUCAUCUUCAAACACUUUAACAAACCAAGCUUCAUCUUUAUCUUCUGGUUUACAACUUGAUAGAACAAAUUGGGCUCAGGCCCAUCAACAACAAGCCCAACAACAGGCCCAUCAAGCCCAUCAUGUUAGUUCUUCAAGUUUAUGGCCUCAUGGAUUUGGUUUUCAACAAUCAUCAUCUACUAGUGAAAAUAAUAGUUCAAAUUAUUUUCAAAAAAUUGGUUUUUCUGGUUUUGAUAUGCCAACAUCAGCAACUAAUUUGGGUGGAAUGAGUUUUACAUCAAUUUUGGGUGGAAAUCAACAGAUGCCUGGUUUGGAAUUAGGAUUAUCACAAGAUGGACAUAUUGGUGUAUUGAAUCAACAAGCUUUGACUCAGAUUUAUCAGCAAAUUGGUCAAAAUCAAAAUAGGGUUCAGCAGCAGAAUCAGCAGAAUCCUACUAAAGAUGAUUCUCAAAGUUCAGGACAGUAGAGUGAUUUUUUCAUCAAUUUGUGGAAAAUUUGAGGUUUAUAAAAAAAAUAGUUUUUUCCUGCUCAGACUUUACUUACCUCUGGAUUACCGGAACUCCUUUUCUUGGGAACCAGAGGGUUAAUACCAAAAAAAAUGGUUUUCUUAUUUUGUUGUAUAUUUGGUAGAGUUUGAGGAAAUAGAGGAGUUCAAGGGUUCAAAUAUAAGGUGGAAUUGGAUGGUGAGAGAUAUAGGAUUUUAUUGAUUUGGUUUGGCCUUAAAACUUGAUUGUUUUAAUUCAGAGGUGUGUUGAUUAUUUUUUGUUGUUCUAUAUAGAUUAGGAUGGAGUGAAGUGAUGAUCAGUUUGUUUGUGAAAAUUGAUGAUAUAGUUUCAUAAUCUUAUAUUUGUUAAAGUUCUUAA